This is a messenger RNA of Plasmopara halstedii, 1236 nucleotides long. Its product is annotated as Signaling protein RIC-8/synembryn (regulates neurotransmitter secretion). Gene Ontology annotation, cellular component: cytoplasm. The transcript is spliced from 8 exons. The record is from RefSeq and is a predicted model, not a curated record. Gene Ontology annotation, molecular function: G-protein alpha-subunit binding; guanyl-nucleotide exchange factor activity. The coding region runs from base 1 to 1236 and encodes 411 amino acids. Gene Ontology annotation, biological process: G protein-coupled receptor signaling pathway. NCBI's taxonomy places the organism in Eukaryota, Oomycota, Peronosporomycetes, Peronosporales, Peronosporaceae.
AUGGCGUGGGCUGAAGAUUUUAUCAGCGCUGUCGAGAGUGGAUCAGUCAAUCUGGACUCGGUGCCAGCACGCGAAGAGGCUUCAAGUAAGAUUUUUGCCGUGCUUGCAGACGUAAGUAGCAUUAAAACGCAGCAGGAUGACGCAAUCUUUCGCCUUCUGGCCGCUUGCAGAGUAUUUAUGCGAGAUCGAAGAGGCAUAUAUCAGCUUUUGUCAAUUGAGGCGCUAGAAAGAUUUUUGGUUAUUGCUGAAAGCGAGUCGUGGGUCUCUUCCGUGCGCGAAGAGGCUCUUAUGUGCAUGGUGAAUUCGGUAUACAUGCGACCGGACUUUGUAUCAGAACAUCUUAUCGCUAGGCAUUUUAUAGCCCGAUUAUUAGGUCUUGCAAGGACGAAGGGAACAUUCUCUUUGCACCGAUUAGUCUGGAAAUUUCUCUUAGUGUCUUGCGAGGCACGGGAAGUGCCACAACAUGUGAGCUGCUCACUAGAAGCUUGGCAGCUGAUUUUCUCGACUCUUUCGUACGGCUUCAAGCACGGCAAAAUGUCUGAUAACGUCACUGGAGCUCGCGUACUUUUGCUGAUGGAUUUGAUUAAGGUGAUAAGCGUGCUAGCAAAUGAAAUGCAAUGGACAGCGAAGCAAGAGGAAGUAUCACCGGACAUUUUCCAUUAUAUCUUUCGCCUUGGGGAAUUGCUUUUGGAUAUACUGUGCUUUGAACACCCUCGUGUAUACCGUUUAGAUGACCACUUGGUCGAUCUAAAGAAUAAGGUUACUGAGGUGUUCAUGCUUCUACCAGGAAGUCUUUUAGCAGCAUUAAUUCAGCAAAGGCACAAAGAAACGGAUGGAUUUGGCAAAUGCUCACUUCUUUCACCAGUGGUAAAACAUCUUCAGACCAUGUUGCUAAAUGUGCGGGUCGAAAAAACCAGACCACUCUCCGAGAUGCUGCCGACGCUGAUUGUAUGCCACAAUUUGGCGAAAACAGGUGAACAUGAGAUCCUUGGUUGCUUUAAAAUGACAAUUUUGCCAUCGUUUCAGCCGUCAAAAGCCUAUUUUGAUGCUCAUGAGCAAGCAAAAACAUUUUAUUUCAACCACUUGAAAAGUUUUUUAACCUGCUUGGACACCGAUGUCCGUCGCUAUACAUCCGAGUGGUUAUUCUUGCUUUGCGAUCAAAACGCCAAGGUGUACACACAACACACCGGCAUAGGAAAUGCUAUCGGCUUACUACGCAUGAAAGGUCUAGCAUGA